CUAAGCACGCAUGUGUGUGAGCCUCCACCCACUCCGUCCUGCGCCCACAAUUACAGUUAGCAGCCCGAGAAGGCAAAGAGGGGGUUCUCGGCCUGGGGAGGGCCAAGGAGAGAGACGAAAUCGGCCUCUCUGCUCCCCACCCCUCCCAGCACGUCUUCUAAGAGUCCAUCCUCUUUCCUGCACGCGGUAUUUCUGGGAAAGACAAACAACACUUCGCCCUGAUGAAGAGAACUCACCUGUUCAUCCUGGGGGUCUACCUGCUGUCCUCCUGCAGGGCAGAGGAGGGGCUGAACUUCCCCAUCUAUGACGGCAAGGACCGCGUGGUCAGCCUCACGGAGAAGAACUUCAAGCAGGUCUUGAAGAAAUAUGACUUGCUCUGCCUCUACUACCAUGAGCCCGUGUCUUCAGAUAAAGUCGCACAGAAACAGUUCCAGCUGAAAGAAAUCGUGCUGGAGCUUGUGGCCCAGGUUCUGGAACAUAAAGAUAUAGGCUUUGUGUUGGUGGAUGCCAAGAAAGAAGCCAAACUUGCCAAGAAACUGGGUUUUAAUGAAGAAGGAAGCCUGUAUGUUCUUAAGGGUGAUCGCACCAUUGAGUUUGACGGCGAGUUUGCAGCUGAUGUCUUGGUGGAGUUUCUGUUGGACCUAAUUGAAGACCCAGUGGAGAUCAUCAACAGCAAACUGGAAGUCCAAGCCUUUGAGCGCAUUGAGGACCAGAUCAAACUCAUUGGCUAUUUCAAGAGUGGGGACUCAGAAUAUUACAAGGCUUUUGAAGAGGCAGCUGAACACUUCCAGCCUUACAUCAAAUUUUUUGCUACCUUCGACAAAGGCGUUGCAAAGAAAUUGUCCUUGAAGAUGAAUGAGGUUGACUUCUACGAGCCCUUUAUGGACGAGCCCAUUGCCAUCCCUGACAAGCCUUACACAGAAGAGGAGCUCGUGGAGUUUGUGAAGGAGCACCAAAGACCCACCCUACGUCGCCUGCGUCCAGAAGAUAUGUUUGAAACAUGGGAAGAUGACUUGAACGGGAUCCAUAUUGUGGCCUUUGCAGAGAGGAGUGACCCAGAUGGUUACGAGUUCCUGGAGAUCCUGAAGCAGGUUGCCCGGGACAACACCGACAACCCUGACCUGAGCAUUGUGUGGAUUGACCCGGACGACUUUCCUCUGCUUGUUGCCUAUUGGGAAAAGACCUUCAAGAUUGACCUCUUCAAGCCACAGAUUGGGGUGGUGAAUGUGACAGAUGCGGACAGUGUCUGGAUGGAGAUUCCAGAUGAUGAUGACCUGCCCACCGCUGAGGAGCUGGAAGACUGGAUUGAAGAUGUGCUUUCUGGAAAGAUAAAUACUGAGGACGAUGACAACGAAGACGAGGACGAUGAAGAGGAUGAUGACGACAAUGACGAUGACGAUUCCGACGAAGAAGAUGACGACAGCGAUGACGAUGAUGAAUAGCCCCCAAGCCCGAUGAUUUUCAUGAAGACAGAACCACAGCUACCCACUACCAAGCCGGCAGCACAAGGUAGCAGCAAGCAGCUUCCAGCCCGCAUCCGGCCAGCUCCCUUCCCUUUUCCAACAUCUCUUUCCCCUCUCCCUUCUCAUCAGGAGAUGUGCAACUCAGCAAAUGCCUUUCUAAAUCCAGCAGUCCCACUCAGCAGGGACAGUGGGGAAUUAUUCCCAGGUUGACUGCCUUGAUUGUUAUGAAAAAGCUCUUGUUUUUUGCCAGACCACCAGCGGUCACGGCAGUGCGGGCAUCUGGCAGUCUGGGGAGAGCAAUCCCCUAACACCUCGACUCAAGUUUCCUUGUUGUCUUUGACUCUGACAGUAGCAGAAUUCACAGCUUGCUAACUCGUAAGCGUGGUGUGACCUUAUAAUCGGAGCCCAGGGAAGACGCAACGAUUCAUUUAGCUCUGAUGCCUAGAAUAUCAGUUAGAAUCCCUCCUCAAGCCUAGAGGAUCCCUCUUAGGGAAGGGAUUGAAAACAAAUCAGCUUCUUUUGGUUCUAUUAGACUUACAAUUGAAGGGUAGGUCAGACCAUGAUAAACUCACAUCCAAGCCUUAAGCAGCUAUUGAGCGGUCUUGAAAUACAUGCAUACUGAUUUCACCAUCAUUUCUAGUAAAUGAGGGUACUGGGAUGGGAGGUUGAUUUGCUCUCUGAACUUGCCUCUGGGUGACUGUCUCACAUUUACAUGCAAGGGUCGGGGGAGCUGGAGGGAUUAAGGGUUUUUAAUUAUUUCUGACGGCGUUAGGUCUCUGACUGGGUCACCCGGUGUCCUCCUCUGAGCUGCGAUCUGGAUACCCCUUCUCUGUCGCUGCUAGUGAGUCUUCCCAUUCAGAGUAAAGGUUGGUUUGUCCAGAGGGCAAUGAACUCUCCAUCUAUCAACGCUCCCACAGUGGAGCAGGGCUACAAUAAUUAGAGUUCAUGAUGAUGCCCCGAGGCACUAAAAAAAGCCCCAAGUGCCUUCUGAACUCUCUAGAAGUUAUAUUGUGCUUGGUAGUUUUAGCGUUAAGUGUGCAUUAUAAUGUUCUAAUUUAUUUUCUCAAUCUUUUAAUACAUGUGUAAGACACUGCAAAUUCUUUGAAAACAGGGCAGUCCUUUUUUGGAAUAGUAGCUAACUCUGCCAUUAAAGUUAUAUUUUGAAAAUACUGA
Camelus dromedarius (Arabian camel) is the source of this 2636-nucleotide messenger RNA. RefSeq names its product calsequestrin 2 (gene CASQ2). Lineage: Eukaryota; Metazoa; Chordata; Mammalia; Artiodactyla; Camelidae. Gene Ontology annotation, molecular function: calcium ion binding. The record is from RefSeq and is a predicted model, not a curated record. Bases 222 to 1442 code for a protein of 406 amino acids. Gene Ontology annotation, biological process: regulation of cardiac muscle contraction by regulation of the release of sequestered calcium ion. The transcript is spliced from 11 exons. Gene Ontology annotation, cellular component: Z disc; sarcoplasmic reticulum lumen.